AUGUCGAACCUUCGAGAACUUUUGAUAAAAAGAGCAUCUAUUAAAGGUAGCUUAACUCGUUUUAAAAAUUUUUAUGACAAAUUAGAUACCGACAAUCCAGAUAUACUUCAGUUAGAAAUACGUUUAAAUAAAUUAGAAAUUAAUUGGGAACAAUUUUGCGACAUUCAAAGUCAAAUUGAGGUACUUGAAGAUAAUUUCGAGACUGAAAAUUUAGAAAGACAAAAUUUUGAAGAUGAAUACUAUAAUUGCAUAUCUCUUGCCAAAGGUUUAAUUGAUUCAAACAGACAGGAAAUUCAUACAUUUAAAUCAAUAAUUCACAACAAUUCGGACAUAUCUGAAAUUCAAAAAUUUCAUUAUUUGCGCUUAUCAUUGAAGGGCGAGGCAGCAGACAUAAUACAUUCCUUGGAAAUAUCCGCAGCAAAUUAUGAUAUCGCUUGGAAGCUACUCACAGAAAGAUUCGAAAAUAAAGUUCUUUUAGUUAAUAACCAUGUAAAAGCUAUUUUUAAUUUACCCGCGGUAAACAAAGAAUCAUAUUUCGCCUUACGACAGCUAUUUGACGGUUUCAUUAAGCAUACAAGAGCAUUAGAAGUUCUUGAACAACCCGUAAAACAUUGGGAUACGUUAUUAAUAUACAUAAUUUCAAAUAAACUAGACUCCAUUACGCGCCGCGAUUGGGAGAAAAAACAAAGGGCUGAAACUUUACCGUCGCUAACUGAAUUAACGACAUUUUUAAGAGAAAAAUGCGCAUUUCUAGAAAGGAUAUCACCAUCAACGUCAUAUGAUAAAAAUAUAAAAUCGAAAGCUUUCAUAUCAAAUGAAAACUUAACGUGUAGUCUAUGUAAAAUGAAUCAUCAACUGCAAAUUUGCCCAGAAUUUAUUAAACUAACACCAAAUAAACGAUUCAAUGUAGUUAAAGAGCAUCGUCUUUGUACUAAUUGCCUAAAGUCUAACCACAAAAAUGCUGAUUGUCGCAGUAACUCGAACUGUAAAGGUUGUCAAAAGCGUCAUCAUAGUUUAUUACACUUCGAAAAUAUACAGGGUGAGUCAAAUGCACCAACAAGCCGACAAACUAAUUCGAGGGAAAACAAAUCUGAAAAUCAAACUGUAGUAGUUCAUACAAGUGUAAAUACGAGUCAAGUUCUUCUAUCUACAGCACUAAUCAAGGUACUAGAUGUAUACGGAAAUGCUCAUAUAUGUCGCGUAUUGCUUGAUUCGGGUUCGCAAUCUAACUUCAUCACACAAAAUCUUGUAAACCAGUUAAGGAUCGAACAAUCAAAAAUAAACAUGGCUGUUUCCGGUUUAAAUAAUUCGUGCAGUCAAAUUAAAUAUUCGUCAGAUAUAAACAUACGUUCAAAUAUUAACUCAAUAGAAUUUAAAAUAAAUUGUUUAAUAAUACCACAAAUUACAGAUAAAUUACCAGCAUUUUCAUUUGAUAAAAAUAUUCUGGAUAUAUUAAAAAAUGUAACGCUAGCGGAUCCAAACUUUAACGAAUCAAGUCAAGUGGAAAUGCUGUUGGGCGCCAGCUUAUUUUGGAAAUUAUUACGAAUUGGACAAAUAUCAUUAGGUCACAAUAAUCCAGUCCUACAAAAAACGUUGUUUGGGUGGAUUAUCUCAGGCGAGAUUCCACAAACUAUUGCAAAUUACUUAACGCGUUGCAACUUCAUUUCAAAUUCGGAAAUUGACAACCAAUUGAAGAAAUUUUGGCAAAUUGAAGAAUAUGAAAAUGCUCCAGUUUCAUCUAAUGAUGUAGAAAUCGAAGCUCUAUUUAAAACAACAACACAACGUGCAGAAGAUGGAAGUUUUAUUGUUAGAUUGCCGUUAAAACUCCCUAGUAAUCUAUUAGGCGAAUCAAAGAAUAUCGCGUUGAAACGUUUACAUUCUAUGGAAAAUAAAUUAAAAGGUAACGAUAAUUUGAAACAGCAGUAUGGUCAAUUCAUGAGUGAAUACAUUGAAUUAAAUCAUAUGUCAAAAUUGCAAAACAAACGUGAUGAAAACGAUGGCUAUUUGAUACCACAUCAUUUCGUAAAGAAAGAAUCAAGUGUAACUACUAAAUUACGAGUCGUGUUCGACGCAUCGUGCAAAACUGAUUCCGGGUAUUCAUUGAACGAUUUACAGUUUGUGAUAUUACGAAAAUGGUAUCGCCAAAUUUUAAUAUAUCCUGAUGAUAGAAAAUUACAGAAAAUCUGGUGGCGUACAGAUACAACAAAAUCAAUCGAACAGUAUGAGCUGAACACAGUAACGUAUGGUACAGCAUCUGCGCCCUUUCUAGCCAUUCGGUGUCUUCACGAACUGGCUUAUCAACAUAUAGAAACUUACCCCAUUGCAAGCAAAAUCAUUUUAAAUGAUUUUUAUGUCGACGACCUUUUAACAGGUUCAGAUGACUUGGAGGAAUUGCAUACUUUAUAUCACGAAAUAAGUUUAAUAUUGAAAUCAGGACAAUUCUCAUUGAAUAGGUGGGUUUCAAAUAGUAAUAAAAUAUUAGAAAAUAUUUACAAUUCACAGUCAGAUGUUAUACUGAAUAUUGGCAAGGAAAAUGAAACACACACUUUGGGAUUACUAUGGCAUUCUAACUCGGACACUUCGAGUUACACGAUACGGGAAUUUAAUAACCAAAGGUUGAUUAACAAGCGCACAAUGCUGUCAGUAAUAGCUCAAAUAUAUGACCCUCUAGGACUACUUGGACCAGUAAUCAUAAUUCUGCUUCAAAAAUUAUGGCUACAAAAAAUUGAUUGGGAUAGUGAAUUACCCACAAUUAUUUUGAAUGAGUGGCAAACAUUUUACAAUCAAUUACAUCACUUACGGAAUAUUCAUAUCCCUCGUCAUGUCUUAUGCGAGAACGUAGUGCUAAUACAAUUACAUGGAUUUGCUGACGCAUCCAAAACUUCUUAUGGUGCCUGCCUAUAUUUGCGUUCUAUAGAUAAUAUUGGAAAUUGUCAAAUCAACUUACUUUGCGCAAAGUCAAAGGUAGCUCCGUUAAAAUUGGUCACAAUACCGCGAUUGGAAUUAUGCGCUGCUUUUCUGCUGGCGAGACUUAUUAAUAAAGUCAAAUCGUCAUUACGAUUUCCAAUCAAUAGAACAUGUUUAUGGAGUGAUUCCACGAUCACGCUCCAUUGGAUAAAGUCUAUACCAAGUACUAAACUACAACGUGUAGUAGCAUACAUAUUGAGAUUUCGAAACAACACAUUAAAUAUGACGGAGCAUAAGGAGUACGGUCCUUUAACUUGUCAAGAAUUAGAAAAUUCGUUAAAAACAUUAAUUAAAAUCUCUCAAAUUCAAACGUUUUGUACUGAAAUAUCCGAUAUAGGACAAACCAAUACAGUAAGUAAAGGAAGUAACUUGUUACAACUAAACCCAUUUUUAGACAGCGAGGGCGUCCUCAGAGUUGGCGGGAGAUUAACAAAAUCAAAUUUCAACUUUGACAAAAAAUUUCCGAUAAUACUUUCUGGCAAACAUACUCUAUCAAAAUUAACCGUACAAUAUGAACAUAUCCGUUUAUUGCACGCGGGUCCACAACAAGUUUUAGCAUCUUUACGCGAACGAUAUUGGAUAAUAUCGGCGCGUAAUCUAAUAAAAAAAACUAUUCACAAUUGUGUCACAUGCUUCCGAGUAAAACCAAAGGCACUAAAUUAUUUAAUGGGUGAUUUACCAGAUAUUUGA
Diorhabda carinulata is the source of this 3657-nucleotide messenger RNA. RefSeq lists its product as uncharacterized. NCBI's taxonomy places the organism in Eukaryota, Metazoa, Arthropoda, Insecta, Coleoptera, Chrysomelidae. The transcript is spliced from 3 exons. The coding region runs from base 1 to 3657 and encodes 1218 amino acids. The record is from RefSeq and is a predicted model, not a curated record.